GCUCACAAUGAUUUGUUGAUCGGCUUUUGGGCUGUAGGCCGAAUUAACAAAACCAACAGAAAACAUAGCCACAAGCCACAUCAUAUGUGAUAAUAUGUGAUAGGCUAUCAUAUUAGCAUAUUAAUCGAAUGGUAUGAAGUUCAUACCUUUUAAACUCAUCCAUAAGCCCAAUAUUGAAGUUACCUUAUAAUAAAAUGCGGCAGUCUUAUGAUAAUCAGUCCCCAGUAGUUUGUAAAAGUGACUAUCAGACAUCGUUGCCGUUUAACAGUCGCGUUUUGUGUUGUAAUGUGUCUUACAUAUAUAAUGCCUCUCAAAUGUCAGAGAGAGAGAACUCUGUUUUAUUGUACAUCCCACAAUGCGUUGCGGUGUGCCUUUUGUGAGCAUAGAGAUCAGCUGAGCCCGCGCAUCGCUGCAGUGCAUUGGCAAAGCGACAGCAACGCAGGAUCGGGGCUGCUCGGCGUAUAACAUCUCAGCCCGGGAUUGAUAGUAGCUUAACGUUGUCUCUUACAAUUGCAUUUAUUUAAUAAUUAACUGGAGAAUGUUACUGCUACAAUGCGGAGAAAAAUGUGAUCACUUUUUUUAGCCAUUUGGCAUGGACUUUGUUUUUUUUUUCUUUCAAUGCAUGCCUUAAUUUCUUGUCCCCGACACUCAACGUUUUUUUAUGUCUGCAUUAGGUAGAUCGUUUUGAUUACUGCAGUUGUUGUUUUUUUGAUCAUCUAUUUUAGCAAUACAAUUCUUUUGGGGUGAGAGUGAAUUUAUGCAAGACGUCUGGAUUGGUCAGGGAAAGCUUUACAUUUGUCGGGGAUAGGAGGAGAUUCGAGUUUUUUCCAACCGGGAGUGGGGAAUAAUAUGUCCAGGCGAAAACAGACCAACCCCUUCAAAGUUAAUUGGCCGUUCCAUACAGCAGGCAUCACAGGCCCUCUGCACACGAUUAACAUGGAGGGCAGGGAUGACUUCACCGAGGACAGCGAAUGCCACAGCACCAACUCCCAAGAGCAGGACAGCAUAUCAGAAGACAGCGACAGUGACCUUGACAACCCCGGCGACGACUCUUCCUCCAACACCUCGGCCGACGACCACAUGACCUCCAAGAGAGCACAGUGCCGCCUACAGGGCGGCGGGGUCAAAGAGGAGAACGAGGAAGGGGCCGACCUGGGCAGCAACUUUGUGUGUCCUCUUUGCACCCUGGACUUCAGCUGCCCAGAGCAGCUUAUCGCACACGUCUACCAGCACACCUCCAUGCUGGGUGGCAGUAAGAGCUAUGUGUGCCCGGUGUGUGGGCGUGCUCUGAGCUCCCCUGGCUCCCUGGGGCGCCACCUCCUCAUCCACUCUGAGGACCGCCACUCCAACUGUGCCGUCUGUGGAACCCGCUUCACCGACACCAACAACUUCAACAGUGGGAAGCUGAGAGAGAUCCUCAACACAGGCAGCAUGGAGUGCAGCAGUGGAGACGAGACCUGCUCCAUGUCCCAGUCCCUCUCCAGCAGCCCCAUGGGAAACCCUGGACAUUCUGGCCACCCAGGACCAGGUCACCCGGGUCAUGCUGGCCCGGGCCACCCCAGCCACCCAGGCCACCACAACAACCCCGGCCUGGGCCACCAGAGUCACCCCGGCCAUCAUGGAGCUGGCCAUCCCAGCCACCCAGGCUCAGCCCACCCUUGCCCAGGACCAGGCCCAGGCCAAGGCCCGGGACACACCCUCCCCUCGCUGCCAGACAGCCUCCUCCCCUCGCUGCCUCCCCUCCCCGACGCCCUCUGCCCGUCGGCCGCGGGGCUGCCUCCCCUCUCAGACAUCCUGAACCCCAUGCCCGUGUACCCGGCGGGGGUACUGCUGGUGUGUAACAGCUGCGUGGCCUACCAGCAGCUGGUGGAGGCCCAGUCGCCCUCCAUGAGGAAGUGGGCGAUGCGCAGGAAGAACGAGCCCGUGGAGGCGCGCAUGCAGCGGCUGGAGCGCGAGCGCACGGCCAAGAAGACCAAGCGGGCGUGCGAGUCGGCCGAGGAGCGCGAGGUCCGGAGGCUGCGCGACCGCGAGGCCAAGAGGAUGCAGAGGCUGCAGGAGACGGAGGAGCAGAGGGCUCGGAGGCUGCAGAGGGACAGGGAGGCCAUGAGGCAGAAGAGGGCCAACGAGACGCCGGAGAAGAGGCAGGCCAGGCUGAUCCGCGAGAGGGAGGCCAAGAGGCUCAAACGGCGGCUGGAGAAGAUCGACCCGUCUCUGAGGACGCAGAUAGAGCACGACCCCACCGCCAUGGCUGCUCUGACUGCAGACAUGAGCCUCUUUCAGUUCCCCUGCCCCAUGCCCGUGCCCUCACUGGACAACGGCCUGUUCAUGAAGAUGCCCUAACAGGGUCUGGCCACCAGGGGGUGAUACUCUACUGGAACUCUUACAUGAGAACUUUUCCAUUCUGCCUUCGGGUGGGUUGCCAUGGUCACAGAGCGAACCAUUCCUUGCUGGUUUACCUUCCAGCCUCUUUUGUCGAUUAACUUGAUAACUCUUUGGUCAACCGCUACAAAAACACAAUUAAUUUAUUACAGAGGACGUUAAGAACUAGCCUGGCUCCGCCCUCCUACAUACUUCCAGUUAAUUUUCAUUUUCCUUCAGUAAGUCAGUCUGGGUUUGCGGUAUAUUCGCCGGUUUUCUCCGGCCAAUUUUUACCUGUCCAAUCAGCGAACAGAGGGAGUGGCUGAGAACGAUGACGUUGUCCUAGUUUGAGUUGUAGUUCAGUAAUGGUGGCGGAUAAAGAUGCGAGCGAAGCCAUUCUGUCCGUUUGUGGCAACGCUGACGAAUAUCCAGAAGUUAAAGCCGGAGCAAGAACAAUCUUUGCUGAGUUUUGUUGGUGGUCAUGAUGUUGUGGCCCUCCUCCCCACGGGGUUUGGAAAAAGUUUGAUAUUCCAGCUUGCUUCGUUAGUGGUGAAGGAGUUGGCUAAGGCGAACGUUAGCGAUUGGUUAUGGCAGAUCCAGAGUGGCUCUGGGCAGAGUACCCGCCUUCAAGGAAGUUAACUUCUGUCAAUGGGCAGUGCCCAGACUCUCUGUGCAAAUGAAAUGUACGAGAGUCUGGUAGGACCAGGCUAGUUAAGAACAGGGUAGGGAAUGUUUCGUAUAGUACUGUUCAAUAUAAAGCAUGUUGUAAAGAGAUUUAUGUGUUCUUUUCUGAGGGGGGCUUGCAGACCAUAACACAGCCCAUUCUGAUAGGAGCAGCCACUUCCAUCGAGGAAGACACCUUUUGCACAUGGACUGUCAGUGAAAGGAGUGAGGGCCACGUAGCUGCAGCCCCCUCCCUCUCCUCUGGUCCUCUCUGCCAGCCCAGUGGCUGGGGUUUACCGGUAGCUACAGCUCCCCCCCCCCCCCCUCGCGCUGCCAAUGUUGGUCCCUGGCCAGCUAGCUCAUAUCCACCCAACCAACUACCUCAUUCAGGGCUGUGGCCGAGCCCUCUCUGUCCUGUGGCCUAUGUUCUGACUACAAGCUUCCAAAGCUCCUCACGGACUGUUCCGGACUCUACAGAGGAUGUGGGUUCAUUCCCCUGGUUUGUGUGUGUGUGUGUGUGCACGCCAGGAGCAUUCACAACUCAAGGAAAUCGUGGAAUAUUCGAUAGGAUGCAACAUUCAUAAAGAACUGCAUGGUGACCCAGGGAGAAAUUGUAUCCUCUUUGAUUGAUCAUGUUUUUCUGUGUGUUACAAGUAGGGGUGUAACAAUAUAUCAUGGUACGAUACAUUGCGGUGCAAAAAUGUAACAAUAUGUAUCGUAGAGUCAUGGCGAUAUCAUUAUGGAUGCUGUAUCCUAUUGAAUAAGCCCUAUGUUGAGCAAUGCUCUUUUUCCAUUCCAUAACACCCUGUUGAACUCAAUGUACACUGCCUUUCACUUAAGGUCUCUUUGCCAAUAUGUAAUUAUUAUUCUAUUUCUUUCUCUCAAACCUCAACAUUCUGUAAGCUUUGCCAAGUUGGUAACAAUGUCCUACAUUUUACCCAACAACUUCUGUUGCGUUUGGCUGAUGCAAUCCCAAUCUCUGCUGCUGUUACUGUACUGUAUGUUACGUUAGUUACCUCUCUAAGACGUUUUGUGGAUGUGAGAAUGCUUACUAAACUUUAAACUGAUCAGUUGAGAGAACCUCAUUAAACCGUUAAGUGAGUAGCUGUUAAACUCAGUUGAAUAAUAAUAAUACAUAUUAUAAUAAGUGUAUAAUCAAUUUGCGCCCAUACUCUGGAAUUCUGUGAGUAUAUUAGCAAAUAGUUUCCAGUUUUUCCUUAUUGCAGAGUGCUUUAGCUGACUAUGGGGAAGCAUGCAUGGCAACAACCCUGAUGACUCUGCAAGCAGAGGGAUAUUCUGUCUUCAUAACCUCAUUCCAACAUAUUUAUGCAACGUGAAUAUAGUUUAUUGUGAAACCUAAUUUUGGUUAAUAUUUCGUUCAAUGGUAUAAAUUAGAUAAUGAUACAUUUUGCCAUGUCCGUACUGUAAUUGAUUCUGUGUAUUUAUGUUUUUUUUCUUUAGAUAACUUUUUUUUUUUUCCUCUAUCGUUACCUCCUAUUUGUAAAUGUUUCACAUCUGAGCUCUGCACACAAAUAUAAACUGGCCCAGUUUUGUUCUGGAAUAUUCCUCAAGAUAGGAACCAAGACUGGUUCUCUGUUUGAGCCACUCCUUGACCAGUUCUUAUGGAGCAGGGUAACUACCACUACUAGAACUGGAUACUUCAGUUGUCCUGAAUCACUAGUCUAGGAGUGUCUCAAACCUCUAUGCAACAGGGGUAUAUAUUUAUUCAUAAGGGAAAUUUGACACUUUCUUUUGAAACUAUGCAGUGUGUUAGAAAAAAAAAAAAAAAAAAAAAAUGGACUCAAAUGUAUAGAACUGUGCAACUCAGGCAAUGCAACUCAGUGAAAGCCUCUAGCCCUAGAUUCAGCACCCUGGUCCAUUUCUCAGACCCUAGCCAUGAUGAGAUGGUUUGGUAGUCGCGUAAAGCCAGAUAUGCAGGUGUUUGUUCCACAGCCACGAUCAACAUGUCGACUUUGGAAGGCGUGUUGAGUUCUGAGAUAUGGACAGUUUGAGUCUGAAUCUAGUUCACAAGCUGAUGGCAACAGGGUCAUAUCAUCUACAUGACCAUGCUCAUGACGAAUUUGUCAUGCACCAGGUCACCAUAACUGCUUUUGAUACAGGAUUGAUCAACUUCUCAAUUAUGUAGACUACUCGGUGUAUGGACAUCUUACCAUAAUGAAUACUAGGUAUUCUCAGACAUUGAUGUGUCGGCAUUUUCAUACAGAAAAAAAAGGUGUGUAAGAAGCUAUUUUGACAUUAAAAUGAAAACAAUCUUCAAUUCCAUGGUUACGUUUGUGCUUUUGACCAGCAGACUUGCAGUGUGUCUAAUUAGAUUUAUGCAUGACUUAAAACUGCAUUUCUCCUAGAAUGGUUCAAUAUGAGCUUGUGUUCUAUUAUUUUAUGCCUGCCUGUUUCUGUCCAGUUUCAUUGAAAGAUGAGAAUCUUAAUAUGUUGUAUGAACUUUGGCCCAUUUACUAGUAUAAGGAUAUUUUUUAUUAAUGUCCAUGUUUACAAAAUGAAUCAUUUAUUUAAAAAAAGGCCAAAAUGAAUGAGGGUAACCAGAAGUGAGAACACUGUUGUGUAAUGCUAGUUCUGUUGUCACAUGCACACUGAAUGGCCUCUUUCGGGAAGCCCACCCAUGUUACCGCAUUAACAGGUGUACAGGUCAUGAAACCGGGAAUAGAAUGUGGAAAUAAACAUUGACUUUAUCACAUUG
This is a messenger RNA of Osmerus eperlanus (European smelt), 5737 nucleotides long. It is a transcript of the gene znf821, whose product is annotated as zinc finger protein 821. Lineage: Eukaryota; Metazoa; Chordata; Actinopteri; Osmeriformes; Osmeridae. The transcript is spliced from 6 exons. The record is from RefSeq and is a predicted model, not a curated record. The coding region runs from base 850 to 2340 and encodes 496 amino acids. Gene Ontology annotation, cellular component: nucleus. Gene Ontology annotation, biological process: regulation of transcription by RNA polymerase II. Gene Ontology annotation, molecular function: RNA polymerase II cis-regulatory region sequence-specific DNA binding; DNA-binding transcription activator activity, RNA polymerase II-specific.